AUGCUUUCCGCCGUAUUUUUCUCAUUUUUGCUCAUUGCACCUGCUGCACAUGCGGUGGCCGCAGCAAGCAGACGCGAAGGUUUGGCACCGCAUGGGUUGGGAGGACUAUUACACGCCCCUGGAAGACGCGACUAUCCUCAUCGCAAUACCGAAAAGGUUGGGAAGUCUCUGCACACGCUAGCUUUGGCCCUCACUGACAGUCAAAAGCUAGUAUCGCGACAGUCAUCUGCUCCUAUCACGACCGACCCAGAUUGCACGCUUUAUGACGGAUAUUUCUACCUCACUCCACAGAAUUAUACCUGGCAAUUGCAAUGCGCUAACACAUAUGACGGCGCUAUCAUCGCUCAAACUACCGACACAACUGACUUGGGAUCCUGCAUUGAAGAGUGUAUCAACUACAAUCGCCAGAAUACUCCCGGGGCUUGCUUAGCGGUCACUUUCAACGGUGCCUAUGAUACUGCGGACACUGUCUGCACUCAAUUUGGCGAAGUCGAUUCGGUUGGGAUUGCGUCUGAAGAAGGAGCACAUCAGCCGGAGCCAGAGCCGUCGUUCUCUGGAGAGCCAACCCAGGGACCGACCGUGGUUCCAGUGCCUACUUCGACCACAACUACUUUAGCUGUGAUCACAACGGCUUCAGCUGCGACCACAACAACAAGCACGCUAGCAUUGACAUCGAAUUCACCAACCGUGAGCACUUCAUAUGCUGUUUUCACCACGACGACUACUUCCACCGGUACGGUCUUUGUCACGUCAUGUGUUGAGGGAAGUGCUUUGUGCCAGUAUAGCUCAACCUCUUCCUCGACGGGAGGCCUGGGAAGCUCUACGAGCACUCCUCAAACCACAAGCGUAACUUCCAUCAACAUCAGCGAUGGUGGCUCGAGGCCCGCCACAUCUAUGGCACCAGUGACCACCACCAGCACAGCAGGAGCCUUCACAUUUGACGCCGGUCAGACAACACUGACGAAUAUUUUGCCCUUCACAGAAUACAGACUCCAGAUCAUCGAAGUCUGUGCGGCAACACCGACAACAUGCUCAGAGUCAACCAGUACGGCAACUAGUAUAGGGCUCAUCACACAGAUAUCUUGCUCUCCUGGUCCAUGUAUUGGUGUGGCUCCAGCUACAGGGUUUCUGGUCGAGGCCCUUGCAACAGGAACUUGUAUUGUUCCUUGA
Fonsecaea multimorphosa CBS 102226 is the source of this 1170-nucleotide messenger RNA. RefSeq lists its product as uncharacterized. The record is from RefSeq and is a predicted model, not a curated record. The transcript is spliced from 2 exons. Bases 1 to 1170 code for a protein of 389 amino acids. NCBI's taxonomy places the organism in Eukaryota, Fungi, Ascomycota, Eurotiomycetes, Chaetothyriales, Herpotrichiellaceae.